Messenger RNA from Caenorhabditis remanei, 2472 nucleotides. RefSeq lists its product as uncharacterized. Bases 1 to 2472 code for a protein of 823 amino acids. Gene Ontology annotation, biological process: protein phosphorylation; positive regulation of kinase activity; multicellular organism development. Gene Ontology annotation, cellular component: signaling receptor complex. The record is from RefSeq and is a predicted model, not a curated record. The transcript has 10 exons. Lineage: Eukaryota; Metazoa; Nematoda; Chromadorea; Rhabditida; Rhabditidae. Gene Ontology annotation, molecular function: transmembrane receptor protein tyrosine kinase activity; ATP binding; protein binding.
AUGUCCAAAACACCACCAGGAGAACAGGGAAUUGUCGUAAGGAGAAAUGAAGUAUUUCUUCUCCCAACCAGAUUGAUUCCUUCAUCGAAAGAUUUGGAAGAAGAUUUGAGUGAUGUUUCUUUAGAAGAAGGCAUAGUUGAAACUGCUGAUAUAGAUGAACUAAUGAUGAUUGACCAUCUUGAGAAAACUAGAGAAAAGAAAAAUGAAAAAGGGAAAAGAAGAGUAGAAGAUAAUAGAGUGAAUACUAUAAAUACACUUGACCAACUCUGCGAACUUUAUGGAUACGAUGUGGAUGGAAGAGAUUUUCCAGAUGACGUUCUGUUCGAUUCAUUCAAUGAAGCUUCUGCUUUUUCGCAACCAAUUUUUUGUGGAGAAUCUCACGAAAUUGAGUGUGUUGCUCUGUGGGAUUAUUUUGGAGGAGAUAAUUAUGAUGACUUGAAUGUUCAUGCUGGAGAUUCUAUCAAUGUAAUCGCAGAAGAAUAUCAAGUUCGAGUAGUUGACAAAAACUAUAUGCGGAUGCCAUUCCAAUGGUCUCUUGCUCGUUGGAUGACUGAACGAAACGUCAAUACUUAUCUUGGAUUGAUCCCUUCUCAUUACAUUGUAUCUCGCCAGUUCUAUGAGGAUCAUCCCCUUCUAUUCAAAUGGCCUGUCUGGUAUCAUGGAAGUGCUGAAGUUCAUGAAGUUCUUCACAAACUAUACAGUGAUCGUUCUGCUCUUUGUCCUGGACUAUUUGCGAUAUUCUCUCCUGUCUGGCUAAACAUUGAUCUAGAAGAACAUCGUUGUUUCUUUCUGAUGAUCUUAAUAGAACGAGAUCAACAUCAUGAUGAUGAGCUGAGAGAAUUAAUUGAAAUUGAGAGAGGAAACUACGGAAUCAUGGUGAACUCCAUCAAUCACUUUUUCGGGGAGAUGCUUCCAGAAAAUGAACAACCAGAAAAAUCAGAUGCGACCGAGUUUAUUGAAUUCAUGUCAGAGAUUGAAACGACUCCGUUCGAACCAGCGGUUGUUCCAAUUCAUCGUUCUCCUCUUGGACAUUAUGAAUUAAUGGGCAAUAGAUACGAGACUCUGUACGAUCUAGUUCAUCAUCUGUCCACUCAUCGUUCUGCACUUCCACAUAAACUCGUCUACUGUAGAUCAUCUCCACUUGUUGUCGGUCGGAACGUAGUUCCCCCACCAACUCCAAAAUUUCGAAAAGACUUACGAUGCCAGCCAAUGAUUAUUGAACAAUGGGCAGCAACUCAUUUUGAUGAAGUGACACGUAGAGUGGAAUGUGGUGAGAAGACACUCUUCGCCACUAAAGUUCUGUUCGACAUCGAGAAAAGAAGUCACGAAGCUAUUGCGAAUCGAUUGAAUCUCGGAGAUCCUGAAAAGGCAGCAAUGGCAUCUUACAUGAAAACCCUUGACAUACCAAGAUCUCCUGAUGACGACAGCGUGGAAACAGGAAAGAAAAGAUGCCCUCCUCAUGAGACUGCAAUCAGAAUAAACUCUCUAUUUUAUAUCGACGAAACCCAGAUUUUUGACUGUCGUUCGGGAAAAGACACACUUGGAAAAGGAGCAUUUGGUGUCGUAAAAAAAGGGAAUUUGGUUCGAAACUCGGAGGAUAGAGUGCCAGUUGCUGUGAAACAAUUGGCAUUGAAAGAGAAUGAAAGUGAUGAGAGACAUCCUGCAUUCACUGAAAUGGAAAUUCUUGAGAUGGUUUCCCAUCCGAAUAUCGUUGAGUAUUAUGGAUUUUCAAUGAUUUCUGGCUCAAUGAAUGGAGUUUCCAGUGCAAUCACUCUCAAUCUCGUUUUCGAAUUAAUGGAAACAUCACUUGACAAGUUCAUUGAUAAAAUAGAUGCGAUUCUUUCGGAGAAUGAACAACUCGAUAUUCUCUCUCAGAUCUGUCGUGGAAUGAGCUUCCUGCAUACAAGAACACCAUCAAUUGUUCAUGGAGAUCUUGCAGCUAGAAACGUUCUUCUGAAAAAGCAUCCAGUUUAUUGGAAGAAAUAUAUCUGCAAAAUCACUGAUUUGGGUCUUGCAAAACCAUGUCUUGAUGAACUGCAUACACAAUACGACGAUCCAACAAAGAUUCCGUUCAAAUGGAUGCCUCCAGAAGUGCUUUCGAGUAGGACACUGUCUCUAAAAACUGAUAUUUGGGCAUUUGGAAUAGUCUGCUUCGAAGUCUGCACAAAAAUGGGAGAACCGUAUGGAAUUAUAAAUGCAUCGACUCUCUAUCAGUACUUGAAUGAUGGUUUCCGUCAUUAUGAACUUCCGAAUAUGUCGGAGACAAUCUAUGACGUUGCACUGGAUUGUAUGAGAUAUCAUCCGUCUGAUAGACCGACUUUCGGAGAAUUGGUUGACCGUUUUCUUGAUAGUAUAAUUGAAAUGGAUGGAGAAGAUGAGGUGAAAAUGAAGCAGAGAGAGAAAGUGACUUCCGAGAAGCAGAGAAAAGAGAGAAUGGCAAACAACCAUAAGAAAUUACAUGAUAAUGAGUAG